Nematostella vectensis (starlet sea anemone) is the source of this 2794-nucleotide messenger RNA. RefSeq lists its product as uncharacterized. The record is from RefSeq and is a predicted model, not a curated record. The transcript is spliced from 5 exons. The coding region runs from base 1641 to 2780 and encodes 379 amino acids. Lineage: Eukaryota; Metazoa; Cnidaria; Anthozoa; Actiniaria; Edwardsiidae.
AGGCUUUUCCAUAUUUAAAUUUUACUCAUGUUAUCGACUGUUUAUUCCUAAGUGUCGACACUAUGGCCAAGACCGAGACAGCAGACCCGUUCCGACAACGUAAUCUGCGGGCAGGUUUCAUUGGACUGGUCUUACUCGGAGGGACCUCGCUGAUUAUCUUUGUUUUUUUUUUAUCUCUACGAGAACGAACCAAAUUUCAAUGCUAUCUUACAUACUUGACGACAUUAGCACUUCUUAUUCUUCUGGUAGGUCUCGUUUUAUUCGUUAUGAGAAUUGGGCGAUGGAUAACAAUUUUUUUAAUCUCCUGAGCGGUCAAAUCAAAAUGAUGAUUCCAUUUGUUUUCAGCUGGGGGUUUUCAACGGAUCUUCUCUGUUAAAGAUUCUGACGAGAGCUCUUUAUCUUUAUACUCUGAUAGGGUUCUCCUGUCCGCUUCCUUUUUAGCGAAUAAUCCGAAUGGGACCUAUCACGAUAAGUCACCUUGUUACUACACUCGACUUCGGAAAGCUCCCAAGAAACCUGAAGAAUCUGCCUCUAAUGACCAGAAGACAGCGAAAUGCCGUAAACACGAGUGAGUCACGGCAAUUUUUUGAAAUGGGGCAGACCAUAACAUGAAUACAUUUUCGGGUGGUUGUAGGAGGUUGUGUGGGGCAAACAAUUCUGGAAAUUCUGGGAAGAGUGGCAAGUUUAGAAUAAAUAAGGAAAGUAAGUAUGGAAAGUAUAAAUUAGGAAAAGUAAGGACAACUUGACCGUCUUGGGGAUCUUUGCGGUGCUAAGGGCCUGUGAGGACAGGCAAAGCGACAAAAAGUUUAAACAAGAUGCCCAAAUUUUCUGAGAAUUCCAUACUUCAAAAAAGAACAAAGGUGACCUUGGGGAGGAAGGGACAAUGUCCUCGAAGCAAAGGAUGGGUAAGAAGUAUAUUUUUACCCCAUAUUAUUUUGCCUUCAGACCAAGUGCAAAAUCAUGUGAGGAAGCCAACAAAUAUUUCAAUAAUCCUAACUACGACCCAACACCUAGAAGAUGCAGCACGAAGAAUAACGAAGAUAUCUGCCAGGUCAUAAGCUACAGCAGAAGCGAGUCGCCAGACUUCAAAUGUGACGUCACAGUAUGCGGGGGGUCCCUUGUUUCCAUCACAAAGGUCGAUGCGAAGACGGGUCUGGUGGCUUCGGCAAUAUAUGAACCCCUUCGAUGUCAAUAAAGUCAAGGAAAUGGCAAAAAAGGUUCUGGAUGAGGGGUUCUCCUUCGUGUUUCUCCGUUGCAAUGGGUUUCAACAAGUGCUGAUGUUCCCACCUAAGCGAAUACAGCCAAAAGUCCCUUUGAAAAAGAGAAUUAAUAUUAAUAUAGUCGUGGUUGACUCUGUCGCAAGGACGCACUUUUUCCGGGCGAUGAAGAGAUCUGUGUCUGCCAUGCGGGAGAUUAUUUAUGACGACACCAUUCCGGCAACUGUACUGGACUUUGAGUUUUUCCACGGAAUCAGCAUGCACACCUUUGAUAACAUCCGACCGCUGUUUUCAAGCAACAGCAGCAGCGAGUCGCCAGACUUCAAAUGUGACGUCACAGUAUGCGGGGGGUCCCUUGUUUCCAUCACAAAUACAUCAUAAGGCGCAAGCGCGGCCCCUCUGAUCUCGUACCAGCACUUCAACAUGGGGCAUACUCCCACAGGGACGCGCGUCACUAACGAUGACGAGCCGUUAGCGCAGUUUCUUAACGCAAUCGCGAACGACCCGAACACGCUCACGAAAGUGCUUUCGGAUCACGGGCUCACGCGCACAUCAUACGCAAGCACAGACGAAGGCCAAAACGAGCUAUACAGUCCAUUCCUUUUUAUGGUACUGCCUAAUCACGUAGCUUUUUUACUUGGGAAACAGAGAGUUGAGGCUUUAUUAAAGAACCAACAACGGAUCUUCACAACAUUAGACUUGCAUAAAGCGCUGAUGUCUCUUCACAGUACGGAUAAGCCAUCAAGUAAUUAUAAACAAGCGGGGAUAUUUGCUAAAAUCUCUGCGGACAGGACGUGCUCUGAUCUAUCGUUGUCGCCGUUGGCGCGCUGUCGCUGCAAAGGCUGGGACGAGACGGCUGAGGAGAACUCGCCACGGGUCAAAUGGCUGGCGGAGUUUGCAGUAGGCACGCUCAAUGACCUCAUACAAGAGCAGUACGUGAAAGGUCUAUCCGACGCUCAGUCAAUCCCGGGAAACUGCGUGAGCCUGCUUGGCAAAUCCUUUUCCUCCAUCAGACAAAGAAGUGAUGGCAAAAGCAAAGUGACCACAUUCGACCUUCACGUGACUGCGCAUGCCUCGGUACCGCUGACCGAAGACGUAGUAUUCAAGGUCGCAGUUUCACAUGGUGACGGAGUAUACCCGGCGCUGAAAUCUUACUCCAGACAUUCACUGUACAAGAAAUUCAAGAAUUGCUCCGACAAACAGGUCGACCUUAAGCUUUGUGUCUGUUCCAACAAACCAAGAACCUGCAAUACAUCACAAUAUAUGAACGAAGUUAUUUCCCCCAAUGUCUUUGGAUCGAAAUCAGAAGUGAAGGAUAUCAGUGGAGGCUGUGUUUUCUUGAUAACGCGUUGUCACGGUGGUUUUACCUUGGUGUACGAGGUCGCAAACUUGUGUCCUGUUAAGAAGCAAAUAGUUUUUGAAGGCUCGGACUAUUAUGUAGAUAUUUCCAUGAAACUGCCAAGAACCAUAGACGCUGAACCAAACACCGCGUAUUUUGUGAUAUCCGGAGUGCGUAGAAUUAUGGCAUUAAGCUAUUUAGAAUUUAAGACUCGUGUUGUUUGAUAAAGAUGAUUGCG